Messenger RNA from Knipowitschia caucasica, 3516 nucleotides. The record is from the annotation of a GenBank genome assembly. Lineage: Eukaryota; Metazoa; Chordata; Actinopteri; Gobiiformes; Gobiidae.
AUGCUGCAACAACACGUCUGCAACAACACGUCUGCUGCAACAACACGUUUGCAACAACACAUCUGCUGCAACAACACAUCUGCUGCAACAACACGUCUGCUGCAACAACACGUCUGCAGCAACAACACGCCUGCUGCAACAGCACGCCUGCUGCCACAACACGUCUGCUGCAACAACACGCCUGCUGCAACAACACGCCUGCUGCAACAACACGUCUGCAACAACACGUCUGCUGCAACAACACGUCUGCUGCAACAACACGUCUGCUGCAACAACACGUUUGCAACAACACAUCUGCUGCAACAACACGUCUGCUGCAACAACACGUCUGCAGCAACAACACGCCUGCUCCAACAACACGCUUGCUGCCACGACACGUCUGCUGCAACAACACGCCUGCUGCAACAACACGCCUGCUCCAACAACACGCCUGCUGCAACAACACGUCUGCAGCAACAACACGUCUGCUGCAACAACACGUCUGCUGCAACAACACGUCUGCUGCAACAACACGUCUGCAGCAACAACACGCCUGCUGCAACAGCACGCCUGCAGCAACAACACGUCUGCUGCGACAACACGUCUGCUGCGACAACACGUCUGCUGCGACAACACGCCUGCUGCGACAACACGCCUGCUGCGACAACACGCCUGCUGCAACAACACGCCUGCUCCAACAACACGCCUGCUGCAACAAUACGUCUGCAACAACAACACGCCUGCUGCGACAACACCACGCCUGCAGCAACAACACGUCUGCUGCGACAACACGUCUGCUGCAACAACACGUCUGCUGCGACAACACGCCUGCUGCGACAACACGCCUGCUCCAACAACACGCCUGCUGCAACAACACGUCUGCAGCAACAACACGUCUGCUGCAACAACACGUCUGCUGCAACAACACGUCUGCUGCAACAACACGUCUGCUGCAACAACACGUCUGCAGCAACAACACGCCUGCUGCAACAACACGCCUGCUGCGACAACACGUCUGCUGCGACAACACGUCUGCUGCGACAACACGUCUGCUGCGACAACACGUCUGCUGCGACAACACGUCUGCUGCAACAACACGUCUGCAACAACACGUUUGCUGCGACAACACGUCUGCUGCAACAACACGUCUGCUGCAACAACACGUCUGCUGCAACAACACGUCUGCAACAACACGUCUGCUGCAACAACAUGUCUGCUGCAACAACACGUCUGCUGCAACAACACGUCUGCAAAAACACAUCUGCUGCAACAACACGUCUGCAACAACACAUCUGCUGCAACAACAAGUCUGCUGCAACAACACGUCUGCUGCAACAACAUGUCUGCUGCAAAAACACGUCUGCUGCAACAACACGUCUGCAACAACACAUCUGCUGCAACAACACGUUUGCAACAACACAUCUGCUGCAACAACACGUCUGCUGCAACAACACGUCUGCUGCAACAACACGUCUGCAGCAACAACACGUCUGCUGCAACAGCACGCCUGCUGCCACAACACGCCUGCUGCAACAACACGCCUGCUGCAACAACACGUCUGCAACAACACGUCUGCUGCAACAACACGUCUGCUGCAACAACACGUCUGCUGCAACAACACGUUUGCAACAACACAUCUGCUGCAACAACACGUCUGCAGCAACAACACGCCUGCUCCAACAACACGCUUGCUGCCACGACACGUCUGCUGCAACAACACGCCUGCUGCAACAACACGCCUGCUGCAACAACACGUCUGCAGCAACAACACGUCUGCUGCAACAACACGUCUGCUGCAACAACACGUCUGCUGCAACAACACGUCUGCUGCAACAACACGUCUGCUGCAACAACAUUUCUUUAACAACACGUCUGCUGCAACAGCACGUCUGCUGCAACACGCCUGCUGUUACAACACGUCUGCAGCAACAACACGUCUGCUGCAAAACACGUCUGCUGCAACAACCAACUGCUGCAACAACACGUCUGCUGCAACAACACGCCUGCUGCAAUAACACGUCUGCUGAGACAACACGUCUGCUGCAACAACACGUCUGCUGCAACAGGACGUCUGCUGCAACAACACCUCUGCUGCGACAACACGUCUGCAACAACACAUCUGCAGCAACAACACGUCUGCAACAACACAUCUGCUGCAACAACACAUCUGCUGCAACACGCCUGCUGCAACAGCACGUCUGCUGCAACACGCCUGCUGCAAUAACAGGUCUGCUGCAACACCACGUCUGCUGCAACAACACUUCUGCUGCAACAACACGCCUGCUGCAACAACACGUCUGCAGCAACAAAACGCCUGCUGCAACAACACGUCUGCUGCAACAACACAUCUGCUGCAACAACACGCCUGCUGCAACAACACGUCUGCAACAACACGUCUGUAACAACACCCUGCUGCGACAACACGCCUGCUGCAACAACACGCCUGCAGCAACAACACGCCUGCUGCGACAACACGUCUGCUGCAACAACACGCUUGCUGCAACAACACGUCUGCUGCAACAACAUGUCUGCAACAACACGUUUGCUGCGACAACACGUCUGCUGCAACAGAACGUCUGCUGCAACAACACGUCUGCAACAACACGUCUGCUGCAACAACACGUCUGCAACAACACAUCUGCUGCAACAACACGUCUGCAACAACACAUCUGCUGCAACAACACGUCUGCAACAACACAUCUGCUGCAACAACACGUCUGCUGCAACAACACGUUUGCAACAACACAUCUGCUGCAACAACAAGUCUGCUGCAACAACACGUCUGCUGCAACAACACGUCUGCAACAACACAUCUGCAGCGACAACACGUCUGCAACAACACAUCUGCCGCAACAACACGUCUGCUGCAACACGCCUGCUGCAACAGCAAGUUUGCUGCAACACGCCUGCUGCAAUAACACGUCUGCUGCAAAAACACGUCUGCUGCAACAACACGUCUGCUGCAACAACACAUCUGCUGCAACAACACGCCUGCUGCAACAACACGUCUGCAACAACACGUCUGUAACAACACCAACAAAACGUCUGCUGCAACAACACGUCUGCUGCAACAACACAUCUGCUGCAACAACACGCCUGCUGCAACAACACGUCUGCAACAACACGUCUGUAACAACACGUCUGCUGCGACAACACGCCUGCUGCAACAACACGCCUGCUGCAACAACACGCCUGCUGCGACAACACGUCUGCUGCAACAACACGCCUGCUGCAAAAACACGUCUGCAACAACACGUCUGUAACAACACGUCUGUAACAACACGUCUGCUGCGACAACACGCCUGCUGCAACAACACGCCUGCUGCAACAAAACGCCUGCUGCGACAACACGUCUGCUGCAACAACACGCCUGCUGCAACAACACGUCUGCAACAACACGUCUGUAACAACACGUCUGCUGCGACAACACGCCUGCUGCAACAACACGCCUGCUGCAACAACACGCCUGCUGCGACAACACGUCUGUUGCAACAACACGCCUGCUGCAACAACACGUCUGUAACAACACGUCUGUAA